Molecule: messenger RNA, 925 nt
Organism: Prunus avium (sweet cherry)
Lineage: Eukaryota; Viridiplantae; Streptophyta; Magnoliopsida; Rosales; Rosaceae
Product: peptidyl-prolyl cis-trans isomerase 2
Biological process (GO): protein peptidyl-prolyl isomerization; protein folding
Cellular component (GO): plasma membrane; cytoplasm; cytosol
Molecular function (GO): peptidyl-prolyl cis-trans isomerase activity; cyclosporin A binding
Source: RefSeq, a predicted model, not a curated record
CCACUUCACUCAGCCUCGGAUCCCAAAACCCAACCCUGGUUAAAACCCGACCCAACCACGGUUAGCCCAUAUCCCGUCAGAUUCAAUGCACGUGUCUUCAUCCAACGGCUGAAAACAACUUGCCAUAGAUAUUCACCUCAGAGGCCCUUUUAUAAACCCCUCGUCCUCGUGACCUCGUCCACGCAUCGCAAACCCUAAGCAUCAUCGCUCUCGUUUUCCCCAAAUCUCUUCGCGAACGAUCCAAACAAACCCUUGAAAUUCGCAUCAAUGGCUUCAAACCCUAAGGUCUUCUUCGACAUGACGAUCGGAGGCCAGCCUGCCGGCCGUAUCGUCAUGGAGCUCUACGCCGACACCACCCCCCGCACCGCCGAGAACUUCAGGGCUCUUUGCACCGGAGAGAAGGGAGUUGGCCGCAGCGGUAAGCCCCUGCACUACAAGGGUUCCUCCUUCCACCGAGUGAUCCCAGGGUUCAUGUGCCAGGGAGGUGACUUCACAGCCGGAAACGGCACCGGAGGUGAAUCGAUCUACGGCGCCAAGUUCGCCGAUGAGAACUUCGUCAAGAAGCACACCGGACCUGGAAUCCUGUCCAUGGCCAACGCCGGCCCCGGUACCAACGGAUCUCAGUUCUUCGUCUGCACGGCCAAGACCGAGUGGCUCGACGGCAAGCACGUCGUGUUCGGUCAAGUGAUCGAGGGGCUUGAUGUUGUGAAAAACAUCGAGAAGGUUGGGUCGAGCUCCGGCAGGACCUCCAAGCCAGUGGUGGUUGCUGACUGCGGCCAGCUCUCCUAGACGACUCCGUUUACUCGGUGCUCUGGCGAUGAUGGAAACGUCGUCGUUUAUCUCUCUGUUAUUAUGAGUCGGUCUGUCUUUACUUUUUCGAAUUUCGGUUUUUAGUAGGCUGGGGUCUGAUUAGGGUUUGUUUUAU